AUGCACCUGUCCGUGUGGCUGGACUAUCGAACAACCAAUAAUGAAGCAGAGUAUGAGGCGCUAAUAGCAGGGUUGCAAGUCGCUCGACAUGUGGGAGCUAGCAAUGUUUUGAUUCAUUCAGAUUUACAUUUAGCCGCUCAGCAACUUUCGGGAGCAUUUGAGAUAAGCAACGUCAGGCUCAAACUUUAUGCGGAAGCCUUCACAAAACUAAAAGCCGGUUUCCGAGAGGUGCUGAUACAGAAGAUUCCCCGAGCGGAGAAUCAGGCUGCAGAUGAGCUGGCUAAGCUAGCCAGCUCGAUAUCACCAAUCGUCAUCGAGCGGCCAGUCGAGCAGGUGUCUCUGGUCGCCCACAUCGACCGAAUGGAGGGGCUCACAUUCCCAAACGACUGGCGGACAGCCAUAGUGGAGUUCCUAAAGGCAAGAGCAACACCGCCCGGUCGGGAGGAAGCGCAUAUGCUAAGGAGGAGAGCUGGUCGGUUCGUGCUCAUCGGCGACUAG
This is a messenger RNA of Zingiber officinale, 498 nucleotides long. RefSeq lists its product as uncharacterized. The transcript has a single exon. Gene Ontology annotation, molecular function: RNA-DNA hybrid ribonuclease activity; nucleic acid binding. The record is from RefSeq and is a predicted model, not a curated record. NCBI's taxonomy places the organism in Eukaryota, Viridiplantae, Streptophyta, Magnoliopsida, Zingiberales, Zingiberaceae. The coding region runs from base 1 to 498 and encodes 165 amino acids.